This is a messenger RNA of Aedes albopictus (Asian tiger mosquito), 2300 nucleotides long. It is a transcript of the gene deltaCOP, whose product is annotated as coatomer subunit delta. Bases 332 to 1894 code for a protein of 520 amino acids. NCBI's taxonomy places the organism in Eukaryota, Metazoa, Arthropoda, Insecta, Diptera, Culicidae. Gene Ontology annotation, biological process: retrograde vesicle-mediated transport, Golgi to endoplasmic reticulum; endoplasmic reticulum to Golgi vesicle-mediated transport; Golgi localization. The transcript is spliced from 9 exons. Gene Ontology annotation, cellular component: COPI vesicle coat. The record is from RefSeq and is a predicted model, not a curated record.
AAAGUGCAUUGAUGGUCAGCUGUCACCGCGACAGUCCAGUCACAGAAAGUAAAAAAAAAAUCAAAAAGAGUGUGUCGCCAGCUCGAGUGCAAAUUUAAUUUUCUGAAAAACUUAAAAAAACAUCAUUAUUUUCGCAACAAAUUGUAGCAUAUUUUGGUGAAGAAUUUUGCUGGCAAAACAUUCGUCGCCAGUCAAAGGGCAAACGUCACUACCUCACACGUCAGCCGGAAUCUUUCAAGCUUUCGUGUGAACGGCGCUGGUGUUGUGUUAUUGGGAGUGUGUUGAUUCAGUCCGUUUUCAUCGUCUCUGGAGCUUGAAAAAUUGCUUCAAAAUGGUCCUGAUAGCGGCCGCCGUCUGCACCAAAGCAGGGAAAACGAUUGUCUCCCGGCAGUUUGUCGAAAUGACCAAGGCCCGCAUAGAAGGUUUGUUGGCUGCCUUUCCGAAGCUGAUGACCUCCGGUAAACAGCAUACGUUCGUGGAAACGGACUCGGUUCGGUAUGUUUAUCAGCCGCUAGAGAAACUUUACAUGCUGUUGAUCACCACCAAGGCCAGUAACAUCCUGGAGGAUCUGGAAACGUUGCGUUUGUUCUCCAAAGUGAUUCCAGAGUACUGCCGGUCCCUGGAGGAGAAGGAAAUCAUCGAAAACGCGUUCGAUCUCAUCUUCGCAUUCGACGAAAUUGUUGCCUUGGGCUACAGAGAAAGCGUUAAUCUGGCGCAGAUUAAGACCUUUGUUGAAAUGGAUUCGCACGAGGAAAAGGUUUACCAGGCGGUCCGCCAAACGCAGGAACGAGAAGCCAAGCAGAAGAGUCGCGAGAGGGCAAAGGAACUGCAACGACAGCGGAUGGAGCAGAAGAAAAUGGGCGGUAGUGGGCGGCCUUACGGCGGUGGUAGUUCCGAAGGAUUCGGCAACAGCUCCAGUGGCGGAGGGGGCAUUUCCAACCAUUCGUCGAUUUCGGCACCGUCGAUCGGGAUCGGCGAGAUCAAACCGGCCGCGCCGGCAGCUAAACCGGCCGCAGCGAGAAAUGCUCUCAAGCUGGGAGGAAAGAAUCGCGAUGCUGACACAUUUGUGGAUCAGCUCAAAAGUGAAGGUGAAAAAGUUGUUUCCAAUCCAACACCUGCCGCUGUUUCUUCGGUCGCCAAGGUCAAGCCAGUUUCGGACGUUCCAAUGGAUGAGGUGCACCUUCGCAUGGAAGAUAAGAUUGUGGUUCGCAUAGGACGGGACGGUGGUCUCCAAGCGUUCGAACUGUCCGGAUUGCUAACGUUGCGCAUUUCCGACGAAAAGUACGGCCGAAUCAAGGUGCAAUUGCAAAACCAGGAUCAGCGAGGUAUUCAGCUACAAACGCAUCCCAACGUGGACAAGGAACUAUUCAAGAGCAAAGGUCAGAUUGGACUCAAAAAUCCGGCCAAGCCAUUCCCGAUGAACACGGAUGUGGGUGUGUUGAAGUGGCGCUAUCAGACACAGGAUGAAUCGGCCAUUCCUCUCACUAUUAACUGUUGGCCCUCUGAGAACGCCGAAGGCGGUUGCGAUGUCAAUAUCGAAUACGAGCUGGAACAUACUCGGCUAGAGCUUCAAGAUGUUUGCAUUAGCAUUCCAUUGCCAAUGGGAAUUAGCCCAUCUAUUGCCGAAUGCGAUGGCGAUUACAAUCACGAUUCUCGUAAGAAUGUCCUGCAGUGGAAUCUACCCGUCAUCGAUGCAUCCAGCAAGCAAGGCUCGAUGGAGUUCAGCGUGCCCAAUUCGAUCCCCGGCGAUUUCUUCCCACUAGACGUCACGUUUUCGUCGAAAAUCCCCUAUGCCGAUCUGCGAGCGAUGAAGGUCCAACUGGUCGACGACGAGUCGGACGUUAAGUAUUCAACAGAAACUCUAUUCUAUCCAGAUAAGUACGAAAUCGUGUAACUUGCCUCCGGGUUUUCAUGGUCUUCUGUUGCGUUCCGGGAGUUAUUCUUUAAACAUUCGUGGUAGGUAGGCGUUCCUUGCGGCAUUAACAACUGACGUAUAUAUUUUGCGUUGAUGCUUUGAGUCCCAUGGCCCCCACUCUUUUUAUAAUUGCUAUGUUUGAACCGUACAUUUGUUUAUAGAGUUUAUUUGAAUACACUAGCUCGAUGGCCGUUUGAUUGAUGGUCAUCUAAAAUGGAAGUAGAUCAUGCAUGUAGCGCACUUUACAAGUUAUGUGUAUAAGGAGGUAUGCUGAUACAUGCUAUAAAACAAUUUAAUUAAGGAGAAAAUCAAAUUCUAUAGUAUCCAAUUAUUUUAUCUACUUCGAUUUAAAACAAAUUACUGGAAAUACAUUAUGAUACAUAUA